GCCCGGCCGCGACAGACACGGGGGAGGAGCGCCCGCCCGCCGCUCGCGCGCCCAACGGACCAGGCUGGGGCAGUGAGGUAACUGUUGCAGCCAGCGGAGCUGGGAGGCGACACCAAGUCUCCAGUCCGGAGAGGUGCCCGAGGGAAAAGGACGCGGCAGCCCAACUGGUCCCGGAGAGAAGCCCCUUCCGUCCCUCUCUUCAGCCAGCAUGUCCCGGAAUCCGCCGCUUCCCAGUCCGCGCUGCGGGGAUUCCGGGCCGCGGCGGCGGGCGCAGCCCUGACGCGUUGUGAGCCGGGAGCGCCCCGAGCGCUGGGGCUGGGGUCUGGGAGCGCGAGCGGCCGCUACGGUACGAACGGGGUGUGCUGAGCCCCGUGACCACCCCCGGCCCCGGCCAUGAGGAGGGACGAGAGAGACGCCAAAGCCAUGCGGUCCCCGCAGCCGCCGGAUGGGGCUGGCUCGCCCCCUGAGAGUCUGAGGAACGGCUACGUGAAGAGCUGCGUGAGCCCCUUGCGGCAGGACCCUCCGCGCGGCUUCUUCUUCCAUCUCUGCCGCUUCUGCAACGUGGAACUGGGGCCUCUGCCGGCCUCCCCCCACCAGCCGCCGCGCGGCUCCCCCUUCUGCCGGGCGCGCCUCUCGCUGGUCGCCCUGGCCGCCUUUGUCCUCGCCCUGCUGCUGGGCGCCGAACCCGAGAGCUGGGCUGCCGUGGCCGCCUGGCUGCGGACGCUGCUGAGCGUGUGUUCGCACAGCCUCAGCCCCCUCUUCAGCAUCGCCUGUGCCUUCUUUUUCCUCACCUGCUUCCUGACCCGGACCAAGCGGGGACCCGGCCCGGGCAGGCGCGGCGGCUGGUGGUGGCUCCUGGCGCUGCCCGCCUGCUGUUACCUGGGGGACUUCGUGGUGUGGCAGUGGUGGUCGUGGUCUUGGCCUUGGGGGGACGGCGACGCAGGGUCCUCGGUCCCGCACACGCCCCCAGAGGCGGCGGCGGGCAGGUUGCUGCUGGUGCUGAGCUGCGUGGGGCUACUGCUGACGCUCGCGUACCCGCUGCGGCUCCGGCACGGCAUCCUGGUGCUGCUACUGGCCAGCUUCGUGUGGUGGGUUUCCUUCACCAGCCUCGGGUCGCUGCCCUCCGCCCUCAGGCCGCUGCUCUCCGGCCUGGUGGGGGGUGCUGGCUGCCUGCUGGCCCUGGGGUUGGAUCACUUCUUUCAAAUCAGGGAAGCGCCUCUUCAUCCUCGGCUGUCCAGUGCCGCCGAAGAAAAAGUGCCUGUGAUCCGACCCCGGAGGAGGUCCAGCUGUGUGUCGCUAGGAGAAACUGCAGCCAGUCACUAUGGCAGUUGCAAAAUAUUCAGGAGACCUUCGUUGCCUUGCAUUUCGAGAGAACAGAUGAUUCUUUGGGAUUGGGACUUAAAGCAAUGGUAUAAGCCUCAUUAUCAAAAUCCUGGAGGCGGAAAUGGAGUUGAUCUUUCAGUGCUAAAUGAGGCCCGCAAUAUGGUGUCAGAUCUUCUGAUUGAUCCAAGCCUUCCACCACAAGUUGUUUCCUCUCUACGGAGUAUCAGUAGCUUAAUGAGUGCUUUUUCAGGUUCCUGUAGGCCAAAGAUUAAUCCUCUCACACCAUUUCCUGGAUUUUAUCCCUGCUCUGAAAUAGAGGAUCCAGCUGAGAAAGGGGAUAGAAAACUUAACAAGCAGGGACUAAAUAGGAAUAGUUUGCAAACUCCACAGCUGAGGAGGAGCUCAGUUACUUCAGGAUUGCUACCUGUUGAACAGUCUUCAAGGUGGGAACGUAAUAAUGGCAAAAGGCCUCACCAAGAAUUUGGCAUUUCAAGUCAAGGAUGCAAUUUAAACGGGCCUUUUAAUUCAAAUCGACUGCCUAUCCCGAAACAAAGGUCAUCUUCUAUAUCACUGACUCACCAUUUAGGUCUGCGAAGAGCUGGUAUUUUGUCCAGUCUGAGUCCUGUGAAUUCUCCCAACCAUGGAACAGUGUCUGCUGGCUCUCUAACUAAUCGAUCACAUAUAGAAUUUCCUGAUACUGCUGAUUUUCUUAAUAAGCCAAGCAUUAUUUUACAGAGAUCUCUAGGCAAUGUACCCAAUACACCAGAUUUUUUCCAGCAGCUUAGAAAUUCUGAUAGCAAUCUGUGUAACAGCUGUGGACAUCAAAUACUGAAAUACGUUUCAACAUCUGAAUCAGAUGGUACAGAUUGCUGCUGUGGAAAAUCAGAGAUGAGAACUCGCUCUGUUGCUCAGGCUAGUCUCAAACUUUUGGCUUCAAGUAAUCAUCCUGCCUUGGCCUCCCGAAGUAUUAAGACUAUAGGUGAAGAAGAAAACAUUUUCUCAAAAGCAUCAUUCAAACUUACGGAAACUCAACAAGAAGAAGAAACGGAGAAGAAAGACAGCAGAAAAUUACUUCAGGAAGGUGAUAAUUGGCUAACAGAAGAGGCACAGAAUGAACAGCAAACAAAUAUUGAACAGGAGGCAUCACUGGAACUGAUUUUAGUAGAAGAGUAUGACUCAUUAAUAGAAAAGAUGAGCAACUGGAAUUUUCCAAUUUUUGAACUUGUAGAAAAGAUGGGAGAGAAAUCAGGAAGGAUUCUCAGUCAGGUUAUGUAUACCUUAUUUCAAGACACUGGUUUAUUGGAAAUAUUUAAAAUUCCCAGUCAACAAUUUAUGAACUAUUUUCGUGCAUUAGAAAAUGGCUAUCGAGACAUUCCUUAUCACAAUCGUAUACAUGCCACAGAUGUCCUACAUGCAGUUUGGUAUCUGACAACACGGCCAAUUCCUGGCUUACAGCAGAUCCACAAUGGUUGUGGAACAGGAAAUGAAACAGAUUCUGAUGAUAGAAUUAACCAUGGGCAAAUUGCUUAUAUUUCUUCGAAGAGCUGCUCUAUUCCGGAUGAGAGUUAUGGCUGCCUGUCUUCAAACAUUCCUGCAUUAGAAUUGAUGGCUCUGUAUGUGGCAGCUGCCAUGCAUGAUUAUGAUCACCCAGGGAGGACAAAUGCAUUUCUAGUGGCUACAAAUGCCCCUCAGGCAGUUUUAUACAAUGACAAAUCUGUUUUGGAAAAUCAUCAUGCUGCGUCAGCUUGGAAUCUAUAUCUUUCUCGCCCAGAAUACAACUUCCUUCUUAAUCUUGAUCAUGUGGAAUUCAAGCGUUUUCGUUUUUUAGUCAUCGAAGCAAUCCUUGCCACAGAUCUUAAAAAGCAUUUUGAUUUUCUUGCUGAAUUCAACUCCAAGGCAAAUGACGUAAAUAGUAAUGGCAUAGAAUGGCGGAAUGAAAACGAUCGCCUCUUGGUAUGCCAGGUGUGCAUCAAACUGGCAGAUAUAAAUGGUCCAGCAAAAGUUCGGGAUUUGCAUUUGAAAUGGACAGAAGGCAUUGUCAAUGAAUUUUAUGAGCAGCUGAAGAUACCUGUGAGUCUAUCGGUAAGGCUGUUAGCAGCAGCAAAUCCAUACCGGUCUGCAGCAACCUCAAUUCUUGCCUCCUCAGAAGAAAGAAUUCAACCGAUGGGCAUAAAGCAGACUGAGGCAAAUGAAGAGGCAAAUCUUGGUUUGCCCAUCAGUCCAUUCAUGGAUCGUUCGUCUCCUCAACUAGCAAAACUCCAAGAAUCUUUUAUCACCCAUAUAGUGGGUCCCCUGUGUAACUCCUAUGAUGCUGCUGGUUUGCUACCAGGUCAGUGGAUAGAAGCAGAAGAGGAUGAUGAUACAGAAAGUGGUGAUGAUGAAGAUGGUGAAGAAUUAGAUACAGAUGAUGAAGAAAUGGAAAACAAUAUAAAUCCAAAACCGCCAAGAAGGAAAAGCAGACGGCGAAUAUUUUGUCAGCUAAUGCACCACCUCACUGAAAAUCACAAGAUAUGGAAGGAAAUCGUAGAGGAAGAAGAAAACUGUAAAGUUGAUGGGAAUAAACUGCAGGGGGAGAACUCCUCCUUACCUCAAGCAGAUGAGAUUCAGGUCAUUGAAGAAGCAGAUGAAGAGGAAGAGCGACAGUUUGAGUAAAAGAAGUCAUAUUGAAGAAACCCAGAGGGCUGUGCCCAGGGGCAGAAAUCAUUGCCUAGUGGUCACCGGCUGACUUUUAACUGACCAUUCCCACGUGGACAGGCCUUAAUACUGUGAGAGGAUCCUUGCUUUGCUGGCAGUUUCCCACUCCUAUGCACUUUCGCAUGAACUAGAAAACUAUUCUUAAACCAAGAAUACCAUCCAUGUUGACCCAUGUUGCAGAGUCCUUACUUAAAUCCUUCACUGGUGUAUGAAUACUUCGCCAUAAUGCUGCUUUGCUGGGUAGUGAGCUCUUAUUUUUCAUCGGGGGUUAGCUAUAACUAAAAACUCAAGUGACUUAUUUCAGUUACCAAAGUGGCCAGAACUUUUUGCUUUUAUGAAAAUAGAUUCAUAUUGUAUUUCCCAAUGUGUCUUUUAUGUCUUUGAAUGUUUUGAAAAGAAGUCUAUGCCUGUCUAAAACUGAAUCCAGUGUUGCCUUUCUGAGGGAUUUCUGCUCAAUGCAAUACACUGUUCAGUGCUAUUCUCCCAGCUAGGUUUAUCCAUGAAGGACUGAGAGACCUUUGUUAUAUUUAACAAAAUCCUGGUGCAUCAAUUUCUGAUGCUUUUUACUAUUAUGUAUUAUCUACUAUGUGUGUUUUAUUUUUACUGAGAGUAUUCAGGUUUGCCAUGGACAUCAGAAAUUUGAAUUCCAGUCUUACCUUCUUCAUGUUCCAUGGCUGAAUUUCAAAGCUGUUUAGGUUUAACAAUGAAGGGAUUUAUUCUUUAGUCAUAACUGUUAUUUUUACUCUUGCUCAGGAUUUGCAUUUUUAACAUUUAGUUAAUGUAAACACAGCACAGAUUUGUCAGUAGAAAAAAAAAUUGUCCUAAUACCAAGGUUAACCUUUUAUGAAAUCAGCAACAUUUUCUCUCUUAGAUGAAUUUGAGAGUAAUUAAAACUAAGGGAAAGAAGAUGUCUGUCUUUUGCCUCAAUGCAAAAUCAAAUGAAAUUAAUCUCAUCAAAGAUAAAGAAUAAAGAAACAUACUGAGCCCUAAAGGACACACACGUUGAAUAAACAAAUAGAAUAUGUGAACAAUUCGAAUAUGUGGUUAUCUUUAGAUCCAUAUCUUGUCAUUUGUUUAGUUACUGUAAAACUGACAUUCAUCUUUCUGUUAAUUUCCCUCUGCCUCAAGACUGCAUGACAGAAAUGACCAUUAUUUCUGAGACCCAACUGUAAGACUGAUUGCUGAGAUCAAGUAAAGAAUUGGAACACUUGCCGGGCGCGGUGACUCAAGCCUGUAAUCCCAGCACUUUGGGAGGCUGAGGCGGGUGGAUCACGAGGUCAAGAGAUCGAGACCAUCCUGGUCAACAUGGCGAAACCCCGUCUCUACUAAAAAUACAAAAAAUUAGCUGGGCACAGUGGCGCGUGCCUGUAAUCCCAGCUACUCGGGAGGCUGAGGCAGGAGAAUUGCCUGAACUCAGGAGGCGGAGGUUGCAGUGAGCCGAGAUCGCACUAUUGCACUCCAGCCUGGGUAACAAGAGCGAAACUCCAUCUCAAAAAAAAAAAAAAGAAUUGGAACACUUAUUUUUCAUAUAAAAAAUCGAAAUAUGUUAAUACAUCAUUUCAUACAAAAGUACAUUAUUAAAUAACCACAUUAUUAAGAUAGUUGCAAGAAAAUGGACCAUAUAUAUAAUGUUUUGUAAACUUGCUAGUGUGUGGAUAUGUACCCUAGUUAUGAAAUACAUUUGAAGAUAUAAAGAGCAGCCAAAAUGAUAGAAAAAUGGUAGACUAAUAUUUUCUAUUAUUAUUGGAGAUCAUGUCAUAUUUUGGAUUCAUGCAAUUUUGCACACAGUGAAACUAUUAAUUUCCAAGGUAAUUCAUUUAAAGUAUUGUAUUAGCAUGCAGUUUCUUACUUAUCUAGAAUAUUUGGCUUGUCUGAAAGAGAUCAGCUUAAGAUCUCUGGAGGUACUGGAACUUUUGAUCCUUCACAGUGUUAAUAUUUAAUGAAUCACUAAGCUUUAUUUAUUAGACAUGUUGAAUGAGGGUCGAGUUCCUUCCUGCCACUUUUGUUACCAUUGCCACACACAAUUUGUAAACCAGUACUACGAUAUAUUACUAAUUAAUAAAAUUCCAACUGAUAACUUA
Molecule: messenger RNA, 6098 nt
Organism: Callithrix jacchus (white-tufted-ear marmoset)
Lineage: Eukaryota; Metazoa; Chordata; Mammalia; Primates; Cebidae
Gene: PDE3B
Product: phosphodiesterase 3B
Biological process (GO): signal transduction
Molecular function (GO): 3',5'-cyclic-nucleotide phosphodiesterase activity
Source: RefSeq, a predicted model, not a curated record